Messenger RNA from Diabrotica virgifera virgifera (western corn rootworm), 3511 nucleotides. It is a transcript of the gene mmm, whose product is annotated as dynein axonemal intermediate chain 3. NCBI's taxonomy places the organism in Eukaryota, Metazoa, Arthropoda, Insecta, Coleoptera, Chrysomelidae. Bases 1 to 3237 code for a protein of 1078 amino acids. Gene Ontology annotation, molecular function: dynein light chain binding; dynein heavy chain binding. Gene Ontology annotation, biological process: cilium movement involved in cell motility; inner dynein arm assembly. The transcript has 16 exons. Gene Ontology annotation, cellular component: inner dynein arm. The record is from RefSeq and is a predicted model, not a curated record.
AUGUCGAGCAGGAACGUUGCUGCUCAAUAUUUGUCGACCGAAAACCUCGGAAAAUCUAGCCCGAAGAGAAAAAAGAAAAAGAGGAGGAAGCACCGAGAUGUCUUCGAUAUACCAGGAGUAAGAAAAAUCGUGCUUAGUGAACUGGCCCAAAAGAUUAUAGGAUGUGUUGCUGGGGAAGAUGUUACUGCAGAAAACCCAUGGAUAUUUGUGCCAAGGGAACCCAUAACAGAUAAUCUAGAAUUACACGAAGAUAGUUCAGAAUUUUUGGCGGUGAAAAAUGAAAUUUUGGUAUACCCUGGAAGUAAAUUUUUAAUUGGCUAUAUUCCCGAUGAAUCCAAAGAUACGGAUGAAUUUUAUAUCUGCGUUACUGAAGAAGCCACCCAAACCGUCAAAGAUAUUAUAGAAAAGAUGAAAGAACAACAAGAAGAGAGACUGUAUAAUACACUUAAUAAAACCGUUAGGGAGUGGUUACCAAUGGGAACAGAAGAAGAAGUCGAUGAGAAUUUAAUAAAAAAUAAUCGGCCAUUGAUCGAAGUCGAGAUAGAAUCCCAAUAUCCAAUUUUUUCCCAAAAAGCUGAAUUCGAAAUUGUCAGAGCUGAAAAAAGAAGAGACGGCUAUGUAGAAUUGAAAUGGACGUCUGAUGAAAGAAUUAUUAAUGUAUAUAGGAAAAGGAUAAGCCAAUACGUCCAAGUUGCUCCCCAAUUUGUGACUACAGAAGUGCAGACCAUCUGCACUUAUCCUAGAAAUUCAGCAACCCAAUACUUAUACGAAAUUAACGACACUUCGCACCUACUGGAAGAGCAUGCCAAGUCUAUACAAAACUAUGUUGACGACAAUAUGGAAAACUUAUCAGAUUUGUUAAAGGUGAACGCAGCUUUGAAUCUCUACUCCGACGAUUACGCUGACUUGAUAAACAAAGACUGCAGUUUUCUGACAGGAACUACAGUUGAAGAAGUGAAGGAGUACAUGUCGUUCAUGGAUGUCAAUCUGUGUAAAGACAAGAUGAUAGCUGAUGUCUCGUGGCAUCCUAUGUGGUCCGGUACAGUGGCUUUGGCGUACACCGAUGAAGCACCUUUUAUCUUUCAUUACGGACCCAACACUGAAGACAGUGUUCUAAAGGCUGUCCAUGGAGACAAUCCAACCUUAAUAUGGAGUUGUUUGGACGUCCUUAAGCCUAAACUUAUAUUAGAAUCACCAAGAGAAGUCACAAAGUUAUCUUUCUGUGAAUUUGACGAAAACGUCCUAGUGGGUGGCUUAAAAAAUGGACAAAUUAUCAUUUGGGAUAUACGAAAUAAACUUCACAAAGUCGAAGAACUUGAAGUGUUAACUACUGCGCAACAAAAAUACCGAGCUUAUAUGCAUUCUUUAAUGUCAUGGAUGAAGAAUAUUUACGAUUUGGCCAUCGUAAGACCUACGGCCUUAUCAGAUCAUCGGUAUUCACACAAAGGACCAGUUACAGGCAUAACUUGGUUAUCCCCUUUCUAUGAGUAUUCAAAGCUAGGAGUUCUCUCUGAAAAACCAGAAGAUACUGAUCAUUCCAUGCAGUUUUUAACUUCUAGUGAGGACGGUACCAUCAUGAUUUGGGACCUUAUGAAGAAACCUACUGUACAGCCAGGUGGUUUUAAACCAAGAAAACUCAGGAGACUAAAGCAAAAACCUAGCGCACUGAUGGUGGAUGUAUCACCAUAUAGAAUCUACCACCUAAACCUCAAACCUAUAUACAAAAUUGUUAUACCGAGAUUAAGGAAGCUUCCCCUGGCCAUAUCGAGUUGUCAUGAAAAUUACUGCAAAGUCGACUACGUAGAGGUUAAUGUAUCGAAAAGUAAAAAGUCUAUUAAUGAACGCAUUGUUUAUAAGCCAAUUCUGGAUAGAAGUCGUCAACAUCAAGUGGAAGCAAAUAUCUUUAUAGGAUCGAUGGAAGGUGAUUACAUACGAGUCAGUUGGGAAGGCCAAGACUUCGAUUCUGGUGAAGUGGUUAACAGCGAGAGUGGUGUCAUUAUGACAAGAGCAAACUACCACGACGGACCCAUCAAUUCCAUCCAGAAAAACCCCAUACACGAUAUGAUUUUGACCGUCGGGGGAAGAGUGUUUGCAAUAUGGACACCACAACUUCCUGAGCAGCCUCUUCUUUGGAGGAAACGGAAGAAUCUUUAUACGUCAGGAGAAUGGAACAUAUAUGAGCCUCAUUUAUUUACCAUUAAAGUCUCAAAUGGAGACGUGGAGAGUUGGGCUGUGGUAUACGAUACCAAGUUACCAGCCUUUUCUUUGCCAUUUUCUAGCGGAUUUUUGACAGCUUCAGCUUUUCAUCCGCUGAAAUUAAAGAAACAGAUUUACGGAGCGGGAGAUAAGUUAGGUUCGUUUCGUCUAUUUUACAUUCCUGAAGACGCAGCUCCGGGUUCCGUCGAAACAAAAUGCGAAAAAUUUAAAUCAUUUAUGGAAAGAGAACUUAUCAGGAAGAAAAAGUUCUUAGCAUGGCAAACGCAGUGGCUGGAAAAGAACAAAGAAAUUUUAAUGGAAAGGGGAACCGAGGAACAGGAUUUAAAUGAAAAAGAAGAGGAAGUGAAGAAAAUUGAACAAGCUGAGAAUUUGGAGAAGAAAAGUGCUGAGGAUGCUGCUAAAGUAGCCGAAGCAAACAAAAAACGGCCACAACCAGGAAAAUACGUAGAAUGGGUGAUGGCUCAACGUCAAGCUCAAGAAGAAGCACGAAUUAAGGCAACAAUAAUAAGCAAGAAACAACUUGAUACAAAAGAACUCGAAAAAAGACGAAAACCCCUACAGAAACUUGAAGAGGAAAAUGAGCGUAAGAAGAGAAAACAGAAGCAGAGAUUGAAAGAAGGAGAUAUGAUUUUCAAGGAUACGGUAGCUUCUUUAUUUCCUGAUAUAGUUAAAGAAAAGCCUGUACCACCCUCUGAUCCCUACUCAAGCCUUGAUCUCGCUAUAGAAGAUCUAGAAGAUCAGUAUAACGAGUUCAACGAACUAGGGUUUGAUGCUGAAAGAUUCGUAUAUGAUAAUCCGUACGAUUACAGAUUUUAUUGGAAACAAGUUAUUGCCCGUGGGAAAAAGAGAAGACAAUUAUUAGCAGAUCUGACAAGAAAAACAAGUAAAAGAGUCAGAGCAACUUUGGCAUCUGAUACUACCUUCAUGGGAUGGACGUCUUCCGAACAAUCGCCCGAUGCAAACUACGACGAGAUAAUAGGAGAGACGAAGAAUAAUAUUGAUGAAUUGCCAGAAGACUAGCCUCUUAAGCUCUUUAUUUGUGCCCUUAAUUAUGAUAUAUUUAUUUGAAGUUUUACGCUUCAGGCAAGAAGCCGUUUUCAAAAUACAGUACGUUUGAAACUGUUUACGGCUUGAAUGGCACACGUCAAGUAAUAGAGAACUUAUUUUAUGUAGAUAAUGUAUCACUUUUAAAAAGAUAUUAAAAAAACACAGCAGAUAUCAGUCCCGUAAAUCAUAUGUAUUAUGUGCCUACAAUGUAUUUUUUUUUGUAAAAUUAUUAAAAAUAAAAAAUAAG